Messenger RNA from Apis cerana (Asiatic honeybee), 593 nucleotides. RefSeq names its product mitochondrial ribosomal protein S23 (gene mRpS23). Gene Ontology annotation, molecular function: structural constituent of ribosome. Gene Ontology annotation, biological process: translation. Gene Ontology annotation, cellular component: ribosome; mitochondrion. NCBI's taxonomy places the organism in Eukaryota, Metazoa, Arthropoda, Insecta, Hymenoptera, Apidae. The record is from RefSeq and is a predicted model, not a curated record.
UAUUAGUAUACAUAUACAUAUAUAUAUAUAUAUAUUUAUAAUAAGUAGAAACUUCCAUAUAUAAAAUUAGCUUAUAAAUUAUAAUUCUAUUUUUAAAAUAUGGCGCAAAGUAGAACAGAAAAAAUUGGAACAAUUUUUACAAGAAUAACAGCAUUAGUACGCUCAGAUGUAUUAGAUCCAAGUAAUUUGCCAUUAUGGUAUAAUAUAUAUAAAAGCUUUCCUCCAAAAGAUGAACCAAUUUUUGCUAGAAAACCAUCACAAAAAAAAAUACAAGAUAUAUUUUAUGCUGAAGAUAUUAUAAGAGCAAAAUUUCACAAAGAUAUACAGCUUUCUAUGAUAGAUAUGAAAUGUAACAAUGUUACGCAAACUCAAAUUUUUUUAUCUUUAUAUAAAAAUUUUUUAAAGGAUAAUAUUGAAGAAGAAAAAGCAUAUAAAAUGGCAUUGAAAAAGUAUAAAGUAACUUAUACAAAUAAAACAAUACCUAAAUCAUAGAUAUCACAUGAAGACUUAACAAAAAAAUAACAAGAAAUAGAAUUUUGAAUAGAUUAUAUUUAUAAUAACAUGUUCUAAAAAUAAAAAGAAAAUUAAUUAUA